CUACCAUCUACCUACGUAUAAUUUAGGUGUAAUUAGGUACGAUUACAACCUCUUAACAGAGCAUUUCAACACAUUCAUAUCAUCACACUGCGCUAACAAAGAGAGAUCUUUUAACGAUGAACAACCUAUAUCAUGAUACAAUGGCUGAAUCGCUACAACAUCACAAUGAUCUUGUACAUAAACAAGCAUUGAUAUCAUAUACUAUCGAUAUUGUUCGCAUACGAUCGGUGUCAUCAAUAUAGUAUAUAGUCGCCUAUAUUUUCUCUAAAGUCAGCAUUCCUUUAACCAUCCCACAACAACUUACAAAACCUUACAACACCUUACCACACUUCACAGUCUUUGUAGUAUCUUGCAACAUCCUACAACCACAAACCCAUCUCAGUCCACCAUGUUCACCACGAUGUUAGAUCAAGCGCAGUCCCCAUUCUUCUCUCUUCCGGGAGAGCUCCGCAAUAAGAUCUACAAGUAUUACCACAUCAAUACGCUGGCAAGCUAUGAAUACGACGGUGUCCUCCGUCCUCAGGAGGUUGCCUCAGCACUCUCUAACCCACAUGGUCUUCUCAAGACCUGUAAGCGAGCAUACAAUGAAGCUUAUGACAUGCUCUGCGCCUCCCACGCAGAAAUCACUGCCAUUACGUACCCCAAUUUCCGUCCUGGCUCUGUCCGUAUUUCAAGUGACGGUAUUUUUCAACCUUCUCAGCUUCGCUCCCUCGAUGUCACCUACAUUUAUGAUAUCAGACCUUCUUGUGACAAUCUAUUCUUUUGCCUCAUGUGGUUGGCCCGGGUGGCCCCUAAUAUCCGUCGAUUAAAGAUUACAGUCGACCACGGCAGCCUAGUCUUUCCUCGCCCUGAAUGGACAGCACGAGGAUGCAUCCUAACAACCUUCAACAGGAUCGUUCCGCAAGUCGUAAGUUUUAGGCAACUCGAAUCCGUUGAAUUGCACGGCCGCUUUGAUGCCGAUAUGGCCAAACUUUUACAUAUCCGACUUACUCAUGCAUCCAUGGACGAGCAGGUGAAAUUGUAUAGAGUUGUACCACGCGAACCCACUGAGCCAGUCAGAACGUAUGAAUCUGUUCCGGUGGAAGCUGCGGAUCUGGAGUUGGCACCAGGCGAUGAGGACUUUUACGGCCCAUUGGAUUCCAAUGCGUAUAUAAUAAGCUUAGCGGAAGCUGAAGAGAUAAUGGACCAUUGGUUCUCGGACAACCCACACUAUUGAAGCACCAAGUAGCUUUGCUGGUCCGAAUAGAAUAACACAAUAUGGGCCAAGGAUGAUAUUAAACAUUCCAUAUGAUUAAGCGAAUUUCUUACGUGUGAAUGAAGUUCCAAAUUCGAUUGAAAGGUGUCUAGGAAAGCGGAAGAAAAAGACGGAUUUUAAAGGAGGAAAAAAAAAACACUUACAAUAAAAGUGAAGCGUCUAUAAUGUGUGACAAGCCCUACGUGGGACUCGAACCCACAGCCUCUGAAUAUCUAGUAGAAGUUCAGUGCUCUACCAUUGAGCUAGCAAGGCACUGUUGAAGAUCCUAUUCUUUACGUGUAUAUUGAUUUAAUCUGGAAAUCGACUUGUGGGCUUUCGAAAGCCAAAGAAUUUCAUCCCUUAGACGCUUCA
Daldinia loculata is the source of this 1606-nucleotide messenger RNA. RefSeq lists its product as uncharacterized. The coding region runs from base 389 to 1216 and encodes 275 amino acids. The transcript is spliced from 2 exons. NCBI's taxonomy places the organism in Eukaryota, Fungi, Ascomycota, Sordariomycetes, Xylariales, Hypoxylaceae. The record is from RefSeq and is a predicted model, not a curated record.